Molecule: messenger RNA, 1059 nt
Organism: Cheilinus undulatus (humphead wrasse)
Lineage: Eukaryota; Metazoa; Chordata; Actinopteri; Labriformes; Labridae
Gene: atoh1a
Product: atonal bHLH transcription factor 1a
Exons: 2
Coding region: 1-1059 (352 amino acids)
Molecular function (GO): protein dimerization activity
Source: RefSeq, a predicted model, not a curated record
AUGGAGGUUCAGAUCGUGGAUGACUGGAGCAAAGGCGCACGAGAGGUGGCUGUCCUCGACUCGCGGCUGCAGAGCCCGAGAGCGAUGGAGAGGGGAGGGGAGCUGCAGCUCGAGGAGUCCUGCUACGAACCUGGACUGACGCUCGUGGACAGCGGCAGUGACCCACGCGCCUGGCUGGCUCUCGUGCAGCCUUCUGGCACCUGCACGGCACACGCCACUUCACCCGAAUACCUGCGCCACUCGCCCUGCUCGAGCACCGGCUCCUACCACGAGAGUGGCUCCCCGGGGUCCUCGGGCCACCCCAGCCCGCCCAGCUACAGAAAAUCUGCCAAGAGCCCCUCCUCUUCCUCGCUCAAAGUCAGGGACCUGUGCCGUCUCAAAGGCACGGUCCCCGGGCCCGAGUUGGACACGAGACAGAGAGCCCCAUCCAGUAAGCCCGUCAGCGGAGUCCAGAAACAGAGGCGCGUGGCCGCUAACGCGCGCGAGAGGCGACGAAUGCACGGGCUUAACCACGCGUUUGACGAGCUGCGCAGCGUCAUCCCAGCGUUUGACAACGACAAGAAGCUCUCCAAGUAUGAAACUCUACAGAUGGCGCAGAUUUACAUCAACGCUCUCGCUGAUCUGCUUCAAGGUCCAGCGUCCUCAGGCAGCAGCAGCAGCAGCAGCAGCGACGCCUCUAACAACAUCCACUCGCCAAAGUGUGACAUCAUGCCUUUAAACGCCGUGGGUCUUGACGUUUCGAAGGACAGGGUUUCUCCCACGCCUGUGUCCGGCUCAGGUAGCAGCUUACCCGGCCACAUCAGCGGGAUGCCUUUUCGCUCCUCUUUCGACGACGGCUCUUUCUCCGCCUUGGUGGAAGAAGCGAUGUGUUCGCCUUCUCCUUCAUCCUCCAGCCGGGCAGCAGGGAGGAAAGGGUCUCCCCGGAGUGACGGAGAGUUUUCCCCCCACUCCCACUUCAGUGACUCGGAUGAAAUAGCGAUGGAGCUCCACUCAAGUGAAGAAGACGACCUGUCAGAUCUCAAGCUGGCCAGCCACUCUCACCACACCGUUUCAUUCUGA